AUGGGGAUGUCUUGGAUAACACAAUCUGAACUAUUUUCAGAUGGAACUGAACUGGAAGUGAAAAGGCAGAGUCUGAAAGUUCAGAUCAAUGCAACAGAUGACACUGUUUGCAUGAGAUACCUUCGACCAAGUCAAAACACUAAACUAGAAGGUUUUGUCCUGGGUUAUGGAAGCAACUUCUUCUCUAAUCAGUACAUUCCUUUACCUUCGGAAGGCAAAACCUCCAUAACAGAACUUGAUGCAGAGCCACGGUAUUUGGUUUCAGUCAGACCAGCUCGCGUUUCAAAUAACAAGAAAUCUUGUUCAGGUCGAAACAAAACUCAAAAGCCACUGCAGCUGGUAGUUGGCACUCUGACCCCUACCUCUGUGUUCCUCUCUUGGGGCAUCCUAGUCAACCCUCAACAUGACUGGACAGCAACAAGUAACUGUGCUAGCGACAGAUUCUAUACAGUUCGCUACAGAGAAAAGGAUAAAGACAAGAAAUGGGUUUUUCAGCUUUGCCCAGUUACAGAAACGGUGGUGGACAAUCUGAAGCCCAACACAGUAUAUGAAUUCGGAGUUAAAGACAAUGUAGAGGACAGUAUUUGGAGCAAGACUUUCAAUCAUAAGACAGUUCUGUCUACAGAUAAAAAAGUAAAUGGACAACUCCAGAAUAUGUACAAAGAUUAUGGUCACAAAUUGCCAAUAUAUAUUAAAAAAAAAUUGAUCCCUGUCACAAUAAUCAAACAAGUUAUUCAAAAUCGGACCCAGUCAAAAACUCCAGAUAGUUCUUCUCUGCCAGGAGCAAUAUUAGUGCACCUUAUUGUUCCAGGUCUCAAUGAAACUCAGCAGAAACUUCCUCCUCUCCUGACAAUUGAUGACAUACCUCAAGCAUCCAGGAAAAAGCUGG
Messenger RNA from Antrostomus carolinensis (chuck-will's-widow), 889 nucleotides. RefSeq names its product target of Nesh-SH3. The record is from RefSeq and is a predicted model, not a curated record. The transcript is spliced from 10 exons. The annotation marks the transcript as partial. Gene Ontology annotation, molecular function: protein binding. Gene Ontology annotation, biological process: extracellular matrix organization; positive regulation of cell-substrate adhesion. Lineage: Eukaryota; Metazoa; Chordata; Aves; Caprimulgiformes; Caprimulgidae.